Molecule: messenger RNA, 1791 nt
Organism: Chenopodium quinoa (quinoa)
Lineage: Eukaryota; Viridiplantae; Streptophyta; Magnoliopsida; Caryophyllales; Amaranthaceae
Product: 1,2-dihydroxy-3-keto-5-methylthiopentene dioxygenase 1-like
Exons: 6
Coding region: 929-1492 (187 amino acids)
Molecular function (GO): acireductone dioxygenase [iron(II)-requiring] activity
Source: RefSeq, a predicted model, not a curated record
GAUGUUUAACAAAUCCCAUUAUUAGACCUCAUUAGAUCUCCUUCUCUCUCCAAUCCUCAAUCCCUCAAAGCUCAAACUCAAGCAAAACACAAAAAUUUAUUAAAAUCCGAUGUACAAUAUCAUUAUUGUAAAUCAACUUGUUUGGACUCGCACCUAAUAAGCUUGAAGUGCACAGUCGUCAUCAACGUCGUGACGUCGUCGGUUUGCUCGGUGAGAUGGUCGGAAAUGAUGGAAUCGGCGAUGGUUUCAGCACUAUCGGCAUUACUAGCGGUGGUUUCGGCGACGAAUUUUGAUUUGUUUGAGUGAUUGUAGACUUUGUAGUGUUUUUUUUCGUGACUAUUGUCAAUUUUGCAUUUAUUUUUGUUGAUUUUGAUACUCUGUUUUGCAUAUGUAGCUUAAUUACUUUUGUGAAAUUAAAAGUCACUUGCGUGAAAAAAAAAAGUUACUUUUGUGAAAAAAAUGCCACUUUUGUGAAAUAUGGGUAACUUUUGUAAAAGAAAAAUGGUCACUUUUUAUAAAAUAUUCGAUGUAUAGUAAAAUAUUGUAAACCGGGGGCAUGCACAACCAAAUUUCAUUUUCAUAAUAGACAUCCAUUUUAAAAAUUGAAAUCCAUCCACAAAAUUAAUCAUGAGAAAACCAAGCUUCCACAAAUUUUAAGCAUCCACAAAAUUAAUCUUGAGAAAACCAAGCUUCCACAAAUUUUAAGCCUCCAAAUGUUAUGAUGCUAACUUUCAUACCAGAUUUUUUAAACGUAGAAACUAGAAGCACCACAUUAACCACACACUCAUAAGUUUUUGUCCCUUUUCAUGCUCUUCCUAUUUUAUAUUCCCUCAAUAUGAUUUUUCAGCUAAUUAAAUUAAUAAAUUAAUACUUCAUUUUUAUAAAUAUAUCACCCUUCUUCAUUUACCAACAGAACUCAACUGAAGUCAUGGCAAUCGAGGCUUGGUAUAUGGAUGAAAGUAAUGAGGAUCCAAGGCUUCCUCAUCAUCGAAACCCAAAAGAAUUUGUCUCCCUUGAUACCCUUUCUGAAAUUGGUGUUUUACACUGGAAAUUGAAUGCUAAGGACUAUGAAAAUGAUCCUGAAUUAAAGAAGAUUAGAGAUGAGAGGGGUUACAACUAUAUGGAUAUUCUUGAUUUGUGUCCUGAAAAGGUGGAGAAUUAUGAGCAGAAGCUGAAGAACUUCUUCACAGAACACAUACAUGCAGAUGAAGAGAUACGCUACUGCUUGGAGGGAAGUGGCUACUUUGAUGUACGAGACAAGGCAGACCGUUGGAUUCGGAUCUGGCUUAAAGAGGGUGAUAUGAUCAUACUUCCUGCUGGAAUAUACCAUCGUUUCACUCUUGACACCUCUAACUAUGUGAAGUUAAUGAGGCUUUUCAUAGGAGAACCAGUGUGGACACCCUAUAAUCGGCCACAGGAAGAUCAUCCAGUUAGAAAGGAGUACGUAAAGAAUUUGGCAGAGAAAGCGAGGAUGCCUGUUUCUGCUUACUAGUAAUUCAAGCCAUACCUUGUGGUUGCUCGUGGGUAUCAAAAUUUUAUAGGUAUUCCGUGACUGUAAUCAUUGAUAUGCUAGAGCUAUGGCUGCUUGUAAUGUGUAUCGCUGCUUCUUUGUGGACAGUAGUAGGAAGUUAUAGUGUAAAAAUUUCUACACAAUUAUUGUUAUUGUUUUAGAACAAAGGAUUUAAAGAGAUCAAAAGAAAGCUUUUAGAUACUCCGAUAAUUGUUUUGUAUAUUUCCUUCAGAUCAUGCGGUGAUUUAUAGUAGCCUUGCAUGAAAAGUGUUUACUCGAUA